AUGGGGGUUUCCUCCAUCCGCCGCAAUCCGCUGCGCUCCACGCUCAGCACCCUCGGCGUCGCCAUCGGUAUCGCUUCGGUGGUCGCGGUGGCCUCGGUCGCGGACGGGCUCACCCAGACCGUCACCGCCGAGUUCGGGGACGUGGGCGGCGGGUACAUCGCCGUGUUCUGGUCUGCGCCGCGCGACGACAUCGUGCGGCGCCGGGCGUUCUUGUCGCUCGCCGACGGCGAAGCGGCGUUUCGCGAAUCCCCCGCCGUCGAUGCCUUCGACCCGGUGCUCUCGUUCCGCCCGGAGGUGCGUCUUUACGACGAAGCGAUGGGACUCGACGCGAAGGGCGUCGGCCCGCUGCACCUCGAGGUCGCCGGGAAGACGCUUGCGCGCGGCCGCUUCCUGACCGAGGAGGACAUGCAGCGGCAGACUCGCGCCGCGGUCGUGGGCGCCGAGGUCUGGAGUGAGCUCGCACGGGAACUCGGGGGCGGUUUCGGCGGGAACAGCGACCCGAUCGGCGAGCGGCUGCUGGUGGAUGGAGUCCUGUUCACCAUCGUGGGAGUGCUCGAAGCGAAAGAGCGGGGUGUUCUCUCGUCCGGAGACCCGAACCAGAUGCUGCUGAUCCCGGUAACCACCGCCCAGUACCGCUUCGCGCAGGGUCCGGCCUCCCCGCUGCAGCUCGGCUUCCGCGCCCGCUCGCUCGCGGAGGUCGAGCUUGCCGAGGAGCAGAUCCGCGAGGCUCUCCGGCGGGCUCGCGACCUGCCGGACAAUGCCGAGGACGACUUCCAGAUCCUCUCGCUCGACGCGCUCCUGAGUUCGUUCCGCGGCAUCCUGUUCGGCGUGGUGGCGGUGGGCAUCGCGCUCGCCGCGAUCAGCCUCCUCGCCGGAGGAGUCGGCGUGAUGAACGUGAUGCUGGUCGUGGUUCGCGAACGGGGGCGGGAGAUCGGCAUCCGUAAGGCGAUCGGCGCCGGCCACUCGCAGGUCGUCACGCAAUUCCUCAUCGAGGCGGUGCUGCUCUCCCUUGCCGGUGGCUUCCUCGGCGCCGGUGUCGGGGCCGGUCUCCGGCUGCUCGCUCCGGCGUUUUGGCCCGCACUCCCGGUCGGCCCGCCCGCCGCUGCUCGCCUUUGGAGUGGCGUUCGCGUUCUCGGUCUCGGUGGGCGUGGUCUUCGGGAUCUAUCCGGCGGUGGUCGCCGCGCGCCGCGAGCCCUGGGAAGCGCUCCGCUCCGAGUAACCUGCGGCCAUGCCGGCUGA
Messenger RNA from Geodia barretti, 1239 nucleotides. The record is from the annotation of a GenBank genome assembly. NCBI's taxonomy places the organism in Eukaryota, Metazoa, Porifera, Demospongiae, Tetractinellida, Geodiidae.